Messenger RNA from Dothidotthia symphoricarpi CBS 119687, 1530 nucleotides. RefSeq lists its product as uncharacterized. Gene Ontology annotation, biological process: G protein-coupled receptor signaling pathway; cell surface receptor signaling pathway. Gene Ontology annotation, molecular function: G protein-coupled receptor activity. Gene Ontology annotation, cellular component: membrane. The record is from RefSeq and is a predicted model, not a curated record. The transcript is spliced from 7 exons. Lineage: Eukaryota; Fungi; Ascomycota; Dothideomycetes; Pleosporales; Dothidotthiaceae. Bases 1 to 1530 code for a protein of 509 amino acids.
AUGGCAAACACAACACUGACAGAACCACUUCGAGGGUAUUGCCCUGCACCUUUCUAUGAUGUGUCACAGUUUGGUCUCGACGGCUUCAUUGAUGGAAGAUGGUGUGCGCCAGUGAACAACAUUAGGGAGGGCUUGACUUGCUGCUUGCCAUGCCCAAUGACAGAUUAUGUCUAUCCUGCUGACUUCAAGACUUGGCUCAGAGUAGCAGAAGCACUCAAUGUGGCUGGCCUGAUUUGCUUGGUCUUUCUGUUGGCCUCAUACACAUUCCUUCCGGCCGAUAAGACACGGCGACACUAUCUGAGCUACUGCCUGAUCAUUGCUGCAAUCUGGAUGGCACUCGGUUUUGUGAUACCAUUUGGGGCGAAGCCUGACCAGUGUUACGACGAGAUCACACCCAACGACAUGUACUCCAGUUUGACAUGUGCUUUCUCGGGCGCUUUUCUCAUUGCGGGAGGGUUGUCGAUAGCCGUAUGGAUCUUCAUCCGUGCCCUGUCCAUGCAUCUCCAGAUCUGCUGGGAUGUCACCCCCGGAAAGAAAUUCUUCUACUGGGCACAAGGCUUGGGCUGGUCGGUCGCUGCCGGAUUCUUCACCGUUACAAUCACCAUCACUGGAGUGUCCUUCAGAUUCGGCGAUGUUUGCCACGUCAAUGCUGCGCACUCGAUGUCAGACAUCUGGGGCCCUUUGUUGGCCAUCUCCGGGGCGGCCAUGCUCAUACAGAUAGCAACUUUUGUGUACUGUAUCAAGGUCUACCUCCAGAACAUGUGGAGCGAGGACAAGACCGAGACUCAAAGCAGCUCAGGCCUUCCUUCUUAUACGACUAGCGUGCGAACGCGCUCCGCACGUGCGGUCUACCGACGAGUCAGCAAGGUGCUCUGGCUGCAGUGGAGAGGAAUAACCAUCGUCGUUUUUAUCCUUGUCGAUGUCAUCUUCUUUUCAAUUGUCUUCGUCUGGCUGAACUCAACCACCACACACGCCUUGGAUGAUAUUGAUUCGAUCAAGCCGUUUCUAUUUUGUUUGAUUGCUCAUACUGACAACCUCGAUCCCUGCUUUGAUAUCGGGCAAGAUAUGGCCGUCGAUCAGAAAACGGUCAUUGCGGUGCUCAUGAUGCUCUCCAUUGCUGGUCUCCAAUGCUUCUUCUUACUGGUCCGUCGGUCCAUGUUCAGCGCAUGGGUUGAUUUCUUCAAAACGAAAGUCAAUAAAAACCGCGAAUUCGUCUCCCUAGAUGCAAAGCACAACGCAGAGAACCCGCGAAAUUACGAACUGAAGAACUUCGACAUGGGACCCUUGAAGUCACCUGAAAGCGCCAUCACCAGCCCUAGCGCUGGCAUGGAUUACGACCAUUUCCGUCCCGGGACUCCAGACUACUUCAACAAAGAGGCUCAACGGCAGUACCGGAGUCCGGAACAAAGCUUUUCGGCACCACGACCUCUUUCUCGGACUGCCACCCAGGUGGAGUGGGAUCCUAGGAGUACACAUGCAAGAGGAGGGUUGGGACUGCAUCCCCCGGGUUUUGCAGAGGACAAGUUUUGA